AUGCUGCGACGGCUGUGCAGCAGGGCCAACCCGAGCCGCGCGCGAUGGUACCCGACGACGGUGCCCUCGGGGUGGGCUCCGGCGAUUGCCAACGCGCUCGUGAAUGCCGGGCUCGGCGUCAACCCCCGCGGAGGAGCGACGCGCGUCGCCGCCGCGACCGGUCGAGCGCCUCUCGUCGCGGCGUGCACCAGCGGACGCGACCCCGCGUUCACCCCGAGCGCCGGCCCGCUCGCGCCGGCGUUCGCGCGAACCCUCUCCGGCUGGACCCCCGCGAGCGGCGGGGGAAGGGCAUCCCCGACCGCCGCCGCCGCCGCGAAGGGCCAAUCCAAAUCCCACGGAGCGGAGAUUGACGUCCGCGAGGUGCUCAAGGGACUCCCGUCCAUCUGCCCCGGCUGCGGCGUUGGGCUUCAGUGCGAGGACAAGAACGGGCCCGGUUACUUCGUCGUGCCCAAGCGCCUGCUCGAGCCCGAACGCGACGCCGACGACGAAGGGGGAAGAUUCGGCCUCGGCGACGACGACCUGGAUGCUGACGAGGACGACGACGACCUACCGGACUUUGACGGCGGCGAUUUCGACGGCGACGACCAAACGGAAACGGGGGAUCCUACUCCGUCCGAAGCGGAUGCGCUCGCCGCCCUGGACGCCCUCUUCGACGGCGACGACGACGACGGGGCGGACGUCGACGGCGACGACUGGGAGUCCAUCGCGGCGAGGAAGCGCGCGGAGCGCGAGGCGAGGCGUCGCGAAUCCCCCGAGACGGUGGUGUGCGCUCGAUGCUACUCGCUGCGAAACUACGGCAAGGUGAAGAACGAGGCUGCGGAGAUUUUGAUGCCGUCGUUUGACUUUGGCCGCGUCGUGGGGGACAGGUUGUCUCGGCUGGGUCCCGGCGGAGCCGUCGUGUUGUGCCUCGUGGAUCUCGUCGACUUCGACGGUUCGUUUCCCGUGGACGCGGUGGAUAUCUUAUCGCCUUACGUCGCGAACGAGUCGGUGGAUGUGCUGCUGGUGGGCACCAAGGUGGACUUACUCCCCACGCAGUGCACGCGAGCGAGGGUGACCAGCUUCGUGCGCAGGCGCGCUAAAGACCUGGGCCUGCGACGCGCGAGCGGCGUGCAUCUGGUGUCGGCGCACAGCGGCAUGGGCGUCAACAUCCUCUCGGAACAGCUGGAGACGCUCCUGGACGAGGGGAGGGAGGUUUGGGUCGUCGGCGCUCAAAACGCGGGCAAGUCGAGCCUCAUCAACCGGCUCAGCAAAAAGUACGGGGGUCCCGGGCCCGAGGACGGCGGACCCCUCGCGUCGCACCUCCCGGGAACCACGCUCGGCGUCGUCAAGCUCCCGGGUCUGCUGCCCAACGGCUCGGACGUCUACGACACUCCCGGUCUGUUGCAGCCGUUUCAGGUCUCCGGUCGGCUCACCGCCGAGGAGGCGCGAGCAGUGCUGCCCCGCAAGAGACUCGCCCCGCGAACGUACCGAGCGGAGAUUGGAAGCUCCGUUCACAUCGGCGGGUUAGCGCGCAUCGACGUCGUGGACGGCCCGCAGCGCACCUUAUACCUCACCGUGUGGGCGUCGCACGACGUGCCCACGCACUACAUGGUUAAGGGUGAGGGCGGCAAGGCUGACGCUUUUUACGAGAAGCACGCCGGGGGCAAGCUGUCGCCGCCCGUCGGCGAGAACCGUGUGGCGCAGCUCGGCGAGUGGGGGUGCAGGACGGUGACCGUGUACGGGGAGUCGUGGCAGAGGAGCGACAGGGACAUCAGCAUCGGCGGUUUGGGCUGGGUCGGCGUCGGCGUGAGCGGGAACGCGUCCUUCCGGGUGUGGACGCACGAGGGGGUUCAGGUUGAGACGCGCGAGGCUCUGGUGCCGGACAUGAGCCGGGACCUGUGCAGGCCGGGGUUCAGCGACGAGCAGCAGCCGGGCGGUGGCGGGGACAGGGCGAGACCGAGCAAGAGGAUCAUGCGGAAAGGGGGAUACCGCGCGCCGAAGAAGAGCGAACGCAAGUUCAAGUUGUAA
Messenger RNA from Micromonas commoda, 2007 nucleotides. RefSeq lists its product with no specific name. The record is from RefSeq and is a predicted model, not a curated record. The transcript is spliced from 2 exons. Gene Ontology annotation, molecular function: GTP binding. Gene Ontology annotation, cellular component: mitochondrion. Bases 1 to 2007 code for a protein of 668 amino acids. NCBI's taxonomy places the organism in Eukaryota, Viridiplantae, Chlorophyta, Mamiellophyceae, Mamiellales, Mamiellaceae.